AUGAAUAACCCUGCUGUGGCGCGUAAAGGGAAUCCCAGUCACGAUAAAGAGGAGCCACGGGGGAUAUGCUGCACUCUGCACAAGCACCUGGACGCAAUCGCAGAUGAGCUGCAGUUCGACAUGACAGACCUUGAAACGGCUACAAUGGAUCUAAAGAUCAGCUCGGUUCGCAGCCUGGCGUUAGACUUCAAGCAGCCCUCGGCCGACUACCUGGACUUCCGGAACCGCCUGAUCCAGAACUCGGUCUGCUUGGAAAACUGCUCCCUGCAGGAGCGCUCGCUCACGGGCACCAUCAAGGUCAGGAACAUCGGGUUUGAGAAGACAGUUGCGGUGCGCGUCACCUACGACUCGUGGGUCAGCUUCACCGACAUCGACUGCACCUUCAUGAACAACGUGUACAGCUCCCAGGACAACGACACCUUCGCAUUCGUCCUGGAGCUGCCCUGCUUCAUCCCGCCGCAUAAUCGGGUGGAGUUCUGCAUCUGCUUCAAAACCCAGGGUCAGACCUUCUGGGACAAUAAUGACGGCAAGAAUUAUGCGCUCAAGCACAUCGGCUGGAACGGAGAGGACCUGAACACUCGGCCCUCCCUCGGUUCUGCUGAGCAGAAAAAGCCCCCAGAGCAGAAAAAUGAGGGGGUCAAGUUAGUGGAGCUGGAGUUCGAUCAGUUCGGCAGCCCACGCAUGUCCAGCGGACUGUUUCCCGGCUGGCAGAGCUGGGGUCAGAUCGAUAACACCGUGCCUUAUUGGUGAAACCUGCAGCAUGUUUGCUGAACUGGCAUUAAGCAGAAGAAGACAAACAGACAUUGACAGGGCGUUCAGUACGAACCAGCUGUGGUUGACUCGCAGCCAGAGACUAAACUGAAUCAUGUUCUCAACUGACCUGGUUUUUGCUGUAACGAUUGAGGACAAUGAUGAAUGAUUGAUGAAAUAUGGGUGGAGAACGACGAAUAUUUCGGGUUUCCUGUUGUAAAAUAUUCAUGUGCCUUCUCAUUGUGCCUGCCCACUAAAAUACACAUUAUUUGUACAAGCCAAGAUAAAUGGGGAGCCCCCUUUGGAGGGCCUGACGGAUUGGGUAACAUAAGCACUGAUUGAGAUGUCCCUAAUAAUGUGAUAUCUGUAAAUGGAGCUGAUCCAGUCCUUCAUAUUGAAGGGGGAGCGCAUGGCGCAACUAUGCUUCUCUACUACAGAAAACACAGUUGAUUCGUUGCUAAUGAAAAAUGCACACUAAACUAAACGUUUGGACAUUAAAAAUGGCUAAACUGUAAUAUUUAAGUCAUGCCCUUUUCUUUCCCUCCGUGUAAAUUGCACAUAUUUGUCUGCUAAAGCGUUUGAGUGGUAAUAUGAUGGAAGUGAGCUGCUAUUGUGUGUCAAGAAAGGUCGCUGCAUGUGAGUGGUUGCUUCGAACUGGGAAGAAGUUUGGAAACGUCUGUGGUUCUGGUAUGUUAAGAAAGAGAUGAUGUAAGAGCGAAUGUUUGCUUUUAGAAGUGCAAUUCUCGAAGAUGAGUGUACAGUACGUGUGGCUGGAAGCAAGAAUUUUCUGUUUCGAAACAGCUUAUGUGUUUUCUUCGCUGAAGAAAGCUCUGUGCCCGGCAUUCUGUGUAUCACUUGAAGGCGUGCGCCGCCGACGCGCGCCACGUCGUUAUGUAUUUCCUUUAUGAAAUAAAUUUCUAUAUUUGUGCUAAAA
Molecule: messenger RNA, 1684 nt
Organism: Neolamprologus brichardi
Lineage: Eukaryota; Metazoa; Chordata; Actinopteri; Cichliformes; Cichlidae
Source: RefSeq, a predicted model, not a curated record